AUACACACACAGAUGCAGAAAGUGAAAGAAAGUGUCAAUGGAGGUCAUGCAUUGCAUUUUUGUGCAUUUUUUUAUCAAUUAAAUUUACCAAGAAACUCUCUAUUGACAAAAAGUCUAAUGAAUUUUGCUUUGGUGAUGUGUUUAAUACAACAGGAUUUUCAUCGAAAACUUAAGUAAUGGCAGAUCAAUUUUGUUUACGUUGGAAUAAUUUCCAAACAAAUAUCGUGAGUGCCUUGGAUUCCUUGAAAUGUUCGGAAGAUUUGGUCGAUGUUACUCUCACUUGCGAGGGCAGAAACAUCAAGGCCCACAAAGUCAUACUGUCCGCGUGCAGCCCGUACUUCAGGAAUGUGUUCAAGGAAAAUCCAUGUCAACAUCCAGUAAUAAUACUAAAAGACGUAUCUGCAGAUGAUAUAGUGAGUUUGUUGUCAUACAUGUAUCAAGGUGAAGUGUUCAUAGAAGAGAGUAAACUGUCAUCAUUCUUGCAUACAGCAGCUUUGUUACAAGUCAAGGGGCUCACUGGUGUGACACAACAGAAGGAGAAUUUCAUAUCACCGAAUACAUCAAAUAAAUUGUAUACACAACUAACAAUUUCCUCUAAGUCACAUUCAGCUGGACAUAAGGAAACAAAACUACCGGCUUUGAAAAAGAGAAGAAGCAGCACUUCUGAUAAACCUAAUGAUGUGACAGUUGGAGAUGGCACACAUAAAAAGAAUAAAACAUUAGAAAAUUGUGAUAUUCAUACUAAAAAUAAUAUUUCUCAAUUGAACAAAUCAGAGAGUUCAGUAUUUGUACCUGAAAAUAAUAUAGACAAAAAGGUGGAUGGAAAGCAAAAUGAAAUACAAACAAUAACUGCGAAUGGAAAGACUACAUUGUCUCAGGUUAAUGCUCACACAGACAAUAUUCCUGUGAUUGUCAAAACGGAGAGGCUUGAUGAUGAGGAGUCUCCAGCCAUCUUACCUCCAGUGAAUUCUGACGAUGAUGGACAUCCAGAUUAUGAAAACAGUAUGCUUGCCAGAUCUCUACUAUCAGGAAUAAACCCAUCAAAAGGAGAUGUCAGUGCCAAUAACUCUUCCACAAAGAAAGCAUGCAUUGUGGUUUCUGAAACACUCUGUGCCAGAUCAAAAGAAGUCAAUACUGAUACUGUGACCUUCACUAAUGCCGUUGCUAAAAGUCCACUUAAGAAUACGAGUACAGAUGACAUUUUAGUUAAACCUGAAAAACAGUCGCCAAAAUCUGACAUGGAAUAUGAACCAGAGGUUUUAUUGUCGGAACAACAAGAUACCGAUUCUGAUAACACAUAUACAACAGAGCAAUCUCAAACACUUUUAUUAUUGGCCAGUAUGUCUAAUGUUCCUGUCUUGGGAGGUGCUUCGACAUCUCAAGGAGUGUCACAUCAGUCUAACCAUGCUGCUAUAUGCGGGGACUGUCCUCAUUGUGGAAUGAAAUAUUCCAAUCAAUCGGCGCUCAAGUAUCACGUGCGCUUGAUGCAUUCUGAUUUAACUAACAGGCUGUGUUGUUAUCUUUGUCCAAGGUCGUUCACUAUGCGAGAGACAUUUAAGGAGCAUAUGUGGACAAGUCAUGGUCAAAGAAAUUAAUAAGGAGAAAAUUUUUCAAUUGUGCCUUAGUUUCCUUCCUGGUCGAUUUGUGAGGGGAAUGUGUUUUACGCCUGAUUUACAAGUCGUGUGUCAAGCAAGAAAAAUCUUUAAAAUGCCCUUUUCAAGAGUUUAUUGCUUGAUUGAGAGGGCAAUGACAAUUAGUUGCUUUCAACAGUCUUAUCACAAAUUGUUCCUUUUGUGACAUGGUUAUUGCAAAGUUUAAAUUAAGUUUGGUGUUCACUUAUGUGGAAUCCAAAGACCCAUUUAAGACCAAAAUUGGUUUUACAAAAAUGUUGUGUGAGUUUGAAAUUUUUGAUGUAGUGACUUUUAGUGUAGAAAAAUAAAUGGUGUGCCUUUAUUAUAUAUUUACAUGUUAAGAAGUUAUAAUGAUAUUAAUAGGCAUAGACAUAAAGAAUUACAUGUGGAACUGAAAUUAUGACUUCAUAAGAUGUAAUUUUCCGACCAUUAAGAAAAUUGGUAAUUAAUAAAAACGAAUCUUACUGCAAAGUAACAUAUGUAUGUUGCUGCAGUAAUUAUGUAUGUACAGAUAGUACAACAGUGUUUACAGGUGGUUUACAUAUUUAUUUAUGUUGAUGUUUAAUACUUUUAAGUUAAAAGUGUAAUUUAAGUAUAGUGUUAUUUAUAAAUAAGUCAACUAUAGGGUGCAAAGUUUAGUAUGUUACCAGAAUUGGGAGCCAUUUCUUUAACGAUUGGUGCUAGCAAAUAAAUCCAUAGAGAAUUAUUAGUGCAUAGACUGGUGAUGUUCAUGCAUAUUUUGUUGAUGUCAAUUUGUACAAGUUUUACAUGUUACCUCGCUAUAAAACGAUUUCCUUAUCUAUUAAACUAUAUGACCAAGUAAAAAGCCUAUAUGAUUCAUGAAUUUGAAUCUAUGCUGUAUGUGAAGUAAAUUUCAUAUCGGUUUAAAUUUUACCACAAGAUUUAGUUCACUUAAUCAGUAUUGUUGAAUAAAAUAUUUUUGUAAUAAAAUGUGUAUGUGUGUUAUAGUUUGCUGGUCACGGAGAGAAUAUGCUGAUGUUGCCCUCUUGCGUUGUAUAUAUUUGAAUGUUCUAUCUAUAUGGUCCAGAAGAUUUUAACUACAUAAAAAGAUAUGAAAUAUUGUCGAAUAAAAGAUGGGUUCAGAAAUGAGAUUUUUGUUAUUGUUAACAUAUUUAUAGCAGUGUAUACUUACUUGUAUAUUGAGUAUUUGGGAAGAAACAUCCAAACAGAAAGAGGCAACAUUAUGCAAUUGUUUUAUUUUGCUUUUAAUUUGGUGACCUGUGCCAAAUUGGUUUUUAUAAAUGGUAAACUAUCACAACCAUAAGUUACCACUAUUUGUAGUCUAGACUUUAAAAAUUAGUUAUUUUUGUUAGGUUAAGUAUUGCAACAUUUGUUAACUUGUAUCUACUGUUGUUAGAUUACUCCAAUGUGUCGAAUGCCAUUAGCGAAGUAUAAUGACGUCAUAGAUUUAUAAACGAGAUGAGAAGGAAUAUUAUUAGAUAGGUAUAUUUAUACAUAGAGCCUUUAGUUAAAAGAUGAAUAUUUACGUACCUAUAUAAGUUGUUGAAUAUUUUAUUCAGAAUUUUACAAAAUUUACAUUUUAAAUUAUGUUUUAAAUAAAUUUUAUGCUUCUUAAAA
Messenger RNA from Plodia interpunctella (Indianmeal moth), 3230 nucleotides. RefSeq names its product broad-complex core protein isoforms 1/2/3/4/5-like. Gene Ontology annotation, cellular component: nucleus. The transcript has 6 exons. The coding region runs from base 177 to 1595 and encodes 472 amino acids. Gene Ontology annotation, biological process: regulation of transcription by RNA polymerase II. Gene Ontology annotation, molecular function: protein binding. Lineage: Eukaryota; Metazoa; Arthropoda; Insecta; Lepidoptera; Pyralidae. The record is from RefSeq and is a predicted model, not a curated record.